Stegostoma tigrinum is the source of this 3480-nucleotide messenger RNA. RefSeq names its product leucine-rich repeat-containing protein 2-like. The record is from RefSeq and is a predicted model, not a curated record. Gene Ontology annotation, molecular function: protein binding. The coding region runs from base 246 to 1379 and encodes 377 amino acids. Lineage: Eukaryota; Metazoa; Chordata; Chondrichthyes; Orectolobiformes; Stegostomatidae. The transcript has 9 exons.
GUGAUGGUUCUUACCACUGUCUUCAAAGAAAGGAAUCAACAAACAUUUCCAAAUAUCUGUGCGUGGAUUUCACCUUCUUCAAGGUUAAUUUGAAUCUGGCCACAAGUCAAGUAAAUCACCAGGCAUCCAGCAGCAAAAGCAGUCAAGCAGGACAAAGAACCAAUCACAUUGAACAAUUCCCAGAGACAGCAAUCAGAAUACUACUAAUCAACAGAUUUUUAAAAAAAACAGUGAAAGACUCCAAAAUGGCUCCUGUUAUUGUUAUUUUUGAUUUAUCAUCUAUAAGAAGCUUAUGGGAAGGAAGAAUAAAAAAACAUAAAGAACGGCAGCAAAGAGAAAGAGAAAGACAGGAGAAAAGUGCCUUAAUAAAGAUUAAUGAAGAGUGGACAUUGAGACUUGAACGUAGAAGAAGAGCCAUUAACAAGUGUAUUCAGAACAGGAAAGAUCAAUUAAGUGAUGAAGUGAAUGUUCAGACGAAUCAAUUGAAUGGCACAGAAAAGAACUCGCAGCUUAUUGGAUAUAGAAACCUAAUUUUACCGGAAUCGAGAAAGAAUGUCAUAACUGAGGGGAGAGAAUUUAUUUUUGAACUGCAGGGAAUAGAGUGGAAGGAAUUUCCUGAAACAUUGAAGGACAAGACUUAUCUAAAAGAGUGGUAUAUUAAGAAAACAAGUAUAGAAAACAUCCCAUCUUUUAUUGUCAUGUUCCAGAACCUGAUUGUGAUGGAUUUAUCCAGGAACUGUAUCAAGGAACUUCCAGUUGAAAUAGGCAGAAUGAUUAACCUGAAAGAACUGAAUGUUAGUUUCAAUAAGCUGACAUACGUUCCACUGGAACUUGGAUGCUGUGAAAAUCUAGAGAAACUGAAUUUAUCGAAUAACCUGGAAUUGACAGAGCUCCCAUUUGAGCUGCGGGAUCUGCAAAAGCUCAGUAGCUUGGAUUUGUCCUCAAACCAGUUUCAAAGCAUGCCUAUCUGUGUGCUCCGAAUGACAAAACUCAAGAAUCUAGACAUUAGCAGCAAUAAACUGAAAGACCUACCUCAAGAUUUAGACAGACUCGCUGAGCUAGAGUCUCUGUACCUUCAGAAGAACAAGCUGACCUAUCUGCCCAAAGUCAUGUGCAAAAUGAAUAAACUAAAGAUCCUGGUUGUCAGCGGUGAUGACAUAAAGAAAUUACCAACUUCUCUGACAACUGACCCCAAUUUAAAAUAUGUUGAUCUGAGAGAAAAUCCACUUGAAGACUGGGUGCACAGUGAAAUCUUUGAAAAUGAUGAAGAUCAAGAAGAAUUUGAAAAAGACUUGAUGCAAAUGUAUUUUAAGGAUUUGGAAGAGAGAGAAACAGCUCCUGCUUAUACUACAAGGGUUUCGCUAAGUCUGCAGCUGUAACAUGCACUAUGAAAAUUCAUCAAAAUGUGAACUGAAUCUAAACAGAACAAAACUGUGUGACGCUUUGUGAAGAAUCAAUCCACUCUGCUAAGAAAAUGACAUAAGCAAGCUAGCAAUUGGAUGUUAGAAUAAAUCUCAACCUGAUUAAGGAUAUAGAGGAUAGUUAGCGAUUCAUGUUCCUAAAAGUAGGUUAUCUUUUAUUUCUGGCACAGUUAAAGGGCUGACUAGAAGGUGGUUUGUUGAUUGAAGUAAAUGCUCAGAUGGUGACAUGACCAAAUAAAAAAGAUGAGCAAUAAUAUUACAGUCUGGAUAUUUCUAACAUGAAUGUCCUGUAGUUAUUUCAGUUAUAAAAGAAAGUUAUGAAAAACUAUGCAUACUUUCUGUGUCUGUCUUGGCCUGAUUUAAUUCACAAUAUUGCAGCAGAAUCCAGUUAUAGUUAGAAAGCUAUUUUAACAGAUCACCUGAAGCCAUUCAUACAUAGUAAUUUCUUAAUUUCAUUUAUUGUAAAAUGAGACCACUUAGAUUCACUUUAGUCCAGCAUUCACAUGCUUAUCCUCUAUGUAUGAGACAUUCGUGAAUUAAAAAUACAAUGGUAUAAUUCAGGAUACACUUAAAAGUUCCUAAAAAUAAUUCACUGUUUGAAAUAACUUUUCAUCAUUCAUUAAUUCCCUCAGGUGAAGGAACGUCCACUAGCACCCUGUCCCAUUAUUUCCUUUCUCUGCCGUGAGAAAAACAUAAACAACUUUAUUCAUUCAGUGGGUGUAUUUCACAACAGUCCCAAAGCAACUGGCAGUUUUUUUUCAUCUUCUAAUGGACAAUAAUUGUACUUUCAAGACUUGACUAUUUCACAGCAAAAUGAGUAUGACUGACCUUGUACCAACUUUCAGAAGCCUUGCUAAACAAAGGAAAAGAUUGGGCUUGUAGGUCACUGUGAAUACUGACUAGUCCUUUCUGUAUUUUCCUUGAAUCUGUCAAUGAUUGUACUUUGAAAGAGCAGAAAAAGUGGAAAUUGGAUAGCAGGGCCCUUUUUGCUAUUCCCGAAUAGUGAAAACCAUUUUAAUGUUAUCAACCGAAUUUCUGUUUACCAUCAUGACAAAAAAUAUAUCCAUAAUGUUUGUGCCAUGAAUAAUGUCACAAAUUUAAAUUUGUAGUUGAUGUUUUGUAAGAAUAUUUAAAAAUUUUCAUCUUACUGUCCAAUUCAGAAAUGUUGAAAGUAAACGAUCACUUUUAGCAUCAUAUCAUACAAGUAGGCUGAACCAAAUCAAUUUUUUUUUAACAUGAUUAAUUAAUUCACACCAAAGUAAGUUAUUCCAGACUAAACAGAUAAUUUCAAUAAAAUAAAUGGAACUCCUUUUUGGUUAUGGUAUAAUCUAUGCACUAUGUGAGGCAAUAAUGUAAAGAUAGUUAAAUGUAAAUAAGUCACACUUGAGCAUACAAACCAUGAGGUUUCUUGUUCAAAUUCUGACCCUUGCUGGGUGCCAGUCUCAGCCAGGAAAAUAACAAUGGUUGUUCUAAUUGGCUUCAGUCUUCCAGAAAUAUUGCUGGAAGUUUCCUUGAAAUGACUUGCUGGAAGUGCAUGGGGAUGAAUGUCAGAUGCUGCCUGGGAAGUUUGAUUGUGGUAGCUGUACGAAACUCAUCAUCCAUGCUUGCACAGAAAGAAUAGCCCUUGAAUAAGGAUUCAACGGUUUCUGUUGAAUUUGAAACUAUAUCUCACUGCCUUCGCUGGAUGUAACCCAAGAGAAGAAAAUAGAAGGAAGAACCGUAUUUCAAAACAUAUUCAAAUGAAGAAAAAUACUGGUUAUGCUUGAAUAUCUUUUAACAUCUUGUAAUAUUACUUUUGAUGUAUUGCAUUUAACAUAUAGCAAUUUGCUUUUAUAAUUAUAUUUUAAGUAGUCUCAAAUUUAUUUUCGCACUUUUUCAGAGUGGAACAUAAAAUAUUGUUUGUAGAAAAUGUUGUAGAAUGUAUGGAAAUGACUUAGAAGCAUACUGACACUGCUUAAUAUGAAUAUCUUAUGGUGGAAAUAACUAUUCAUAUCGAAAAAUAUUCUUUGUUAUUCUGAUGUUUGUAGAAUUCAGUUAAAUACAUGUGAAAAAUAUCUAA